Molecule: messenger RNA, 696 nt
Organism: Sodiomyces alkalinus F11
Lineage: Eukaryota; Fungi; Ascomycota; Sordariomycetes; Glomerellales; Plectosphaerellaceae
Exons: 8
Coding region: 1-696 (231 amino acids)
Source: RefSeq, a predicted model, not a curated record
AUGACCCUGAGCGACAAAUUUCUACUGUCCAUAUGGAGUACAUUACGACGCAUUCUGGCUGCCAGGGGAUUCCUUCUCCACCUGAGACCAGAAAGGGCCAGCGGAGAUCGUAAUGGGGAUUCCCAGGAAAUUGGCAUAAAAGUUUUCAACCAGGCAACGCCUCGGAACAUGUUCCCCGGCCUCUCGGACAGGGAAUGCCACGAGGCAAACGCCCCUCCUACCACAGUUGAUAAUCCUCUCACCCACCCCCGCCCGGCUCACCCCCUAAUCUCCUCGUUGGAAGACCAUAUCUGGCUCAAGUAUCUAUGUCCCUUGACACUUAUUAACAUUAGCGACAUGUGGACGGGACGGCGGCGAAGUCAUGUGAUAUGCGAAUCCUGGGCCGCGGCUACCAAUGUCCAAGAGAUGGACGUACGAUCUACGGCCGCUCUGAAGUUUGACCAGUCGCGUCUCAUAUUUGUUCGUCAAAUAGCCGAGCAUGACUUUUCGUGUCUCAUUUCCUGGCAGCACCAAGCCUCCGGGCAUCGUUUACCCAACCGCAAUCAAAAUACCUGGCCGGAUCCCGGAACACUUCCUCGGGACAACACAGUACGGACGUACAACGCACAUAUCCUGUCCCUGACGGGCCGAAGGCAAAAUCUGCCCCUGUUUCAUGACUCUUUUGGGAUCGGGCCUUGCCCGGGGCUCUCGGACUAA